Alexandromys fortis (reed vole) is the source of this 4019-nucleotide messenger RNA. RefSeq names its product solute carrier family 22 member 14 (gene Slc22a14). The transcript is spliced from 10 exons. The record is from RefSeq and is a predicted model, not a curated record. Gene Ontology annotation, biological process: transmembrane transport. The coding region runs from base 919 to 2583 and encodes 554 amino acids. NCBI's taxonomy places the organism in Eukaryota, Metazoa, Chordata, Mammalia, Rodentia, Cricetidae. Gene Ontology annotation, molecular function: transmembrane transporter activity.
UUCUCAGUAGUCCUCAUUGUCCGCUAUGUUCAGCGAGUCCGGUUUUAUCCCCAGCGAGUCCGGUUUUAUCCCGGGCUUUUUCAGACCCAGGCCAGCUGGCCUUGGUGAGUUCCCGAUAGAACAUCCCCAUUGUCUCAGUGUGUGGGUGCACCCCUCGCGGUACUGAGUUCCUUGCUCAUGCUCUCUCUCCUUCUGCUCCUGAUUUGGACCUUGCGAUUUCUGUCCGGUGCUCCAAUGUGGGUCUCUGUCUCUGUCUCCUUUCAUUGCCUGAUGAAGGUUAAUAUUCAGGAGGAUGCCUAUAUGUUUUUCUUUGGGUUCUCCUUCUUAUUUAGCUUCUCUAAGAUCACGAGUUAUAGGCUCAAUGUCCUUUAUUUAUGGCUAGAAACCAAAUAUGAGUGAGUACAUCCCAUGUUCCUCUUUUUGGGUCUGGCUUACCUCACUCAGGAUAGUGUUUUCUAUUUCCAUCCAUUUGCCUGCAAACUUCAAGAAGUCGUUUUUUACUGCUGAGUAAAAGAGUGUUUUGUCUGCAUGUUUGUUUGUGCACUUUCCAUAUGUGUGCAGGGGCCACAAAGACCAAACAGGGGUGUCAGAUCCCUUGGGACUGGAGUUACAGAUGAUUGUAACUGCCGUGAGUAUGUUGGGAAACAAACCUGAAGCCUUUGCAAGAGCAGCCAGUUCUCUUAACUGCUGAGCCAUCUCUCUGAUUCCUUUAGCAUUUAUCUGAGUAAUUUAGCUGUAUCCACUUCCUUUUGAUUACUGCACAAAAUAGAACAUUCCCAUCCUCUCUGCCUUUUCUUGUUCUCAUGCCUUAAACGUGUCUUCUUACAGGGUGACCUAACUGUCAUCUAUGUCAAGACAUUUCAAUAAGAGGAGAGGACCAAGGUGAUUUCCUGUGACAGCCCAGAAGAUAUAAACAAGAUGGAACAACAUGAUUCCAGGAGCACACACCGGCAUGAGAUUUCCAUCCCUUCCCAUUCCUGGUCCUUGGACAUGUUGUUACGCAAAUUGAAGGCCAUAGAGCUCAAGAGGGAUGACAAGCUGGCCAGUGUUCUGGAUGCUGUGGGGGAGUUCGGCACAUUCCAGUGGAGGCUGGUGGCCCUCACUUUGAUCCCCUAUGGGCUGCUGUCCUUCUUCAUGUUCUCAGAUAGCUUCGUUCUCACCGCCCAGAAACCCUACUGUAACACCAGCUGGAUCCUGAAAGUGGGUCCCAACCUCUCAGUGGCUGAGCAGAUGAACCUGACCCUGCCCCGAGCACCUGAUGGCAGUUUCCAGACCUGCCUCAUGUAUAUACCAGUGUUGUGGGAUCUCGAUUCCAUCAUCCAUUUUGGCCUCAAUUAUACAGAAACAUGCAGAUAUGGAUGGAUCUACCCUUAUGCUGAGAAGCGCUCCCUGAUCAAUGAGUUUGACCUGGUAUGUGGCAAUGAACCAAACAAAGAGAACAUGCUGACUGUGUUUCUGGCGGGCUUCUUGACAGGGUCUCUCUUCUUCGGGUUCUUAUGUGACAAGAUAGGCCGCUAUCCCGUCUUCCUGAUGUCACUGGCAGGCUUCCUCUUCUUCGGCUUCGGAACAGCCUUUGUGAAAAGUUUUAACCAGUAUCUGUUCUUCCGCUUCACUACAGCCCAGGCAUCUCAGGGCUACGGCAUCAGCAGUUCGUCUUUAGUCAUGGAGUGGCUGGUGGGCGAGCACCGGGCCCAUGCGAUCAUCCUGCAGCACUGCUUCCUUGGAUUAGGGAUCAUUCUCCUGUCAGAAGUUGCCACCAAGACUUUCCACUGGAGGCUCGUGUUCUUGCUGGCUGGCGCACCCUUGUUUCCCAUCAUCUCCAAUAUCUGGGUUGUCCGGGAAUCCCCACGGUGGCUGAUGGUCAAAGGGAAGGUGGACGAGGCCAAAAAGGUUCUGUGUUACGCAGCUGAGGUGAACAAGAAGACCAUCCCUUUAAAUCUACUGAAUGAGCUGCAGCCGCCGGCAAAGAAGGUGAAGAAGGUCUCGAUCCUGGACUUCCACACCAAUCAGUACCAUUUCAAGGUGGUCUUGACCAUGGCCUGUGUGUGGUUUUCCAUCAGUUACAGCUUUUUCACACUGAACCUCAAGUUGAAGGAUUGUGGGAUAGAGACCUACCUCAUUCAAAUAAUCCCAGGCAUUCUGGGGGUGUCGGCCCGGCUGUAUUGCAUCGUUCUACUGGAGAAUUUGGGGAGAAAGUGUACCCUCUUCCUGAACCUCAUUCUGGCUACCAUCUCGUGUUUCUUCCUCCUUUUCCUUACUCAAGAGCUGAAGUCGAUGGUAAUCUUGAUGCUUGUGCUUGGACACUUUAACAUGGCAGCCAGUAUCACUGUGUUCUUCAUCUACACCUGUGAGCUCCUACCCACUGCUCUCAGCAUCCACAGAGAGUCUAUUGACUCCAAGAGGAAAAGCCAGGACGUCACUGCAAUGAUGCUAUCUGAGGAGUCCAUGUCUGACAUCUGGGUUGACGAUGUGGCAAAGAAUACCAUUCUCAACACCCUGCCACUAAAAUCAGAAGCAAGCGGGUUCUCCAACACCGACUUGAAGGAACCCAGCAACGGGGAGGAACCCAGUCCAGAUCCCUGAGGGCCAGGUUCCCCAGAACAUUGUGGACUGGAGUUUACUGCCAGGGUUGAGGGACAUGGAUUCAAAGUCUCAAAUUCUAGGCCUAGUCUGGCUUGUGGGGAGAAUCUGUCCUUCUCGAAGGCCAGGCCUCAGGAGCUAAAAAUAGCCCCUUGUAUAGGGGGAGUUAAAUUGUGAUUUAUCCAAUAAAAUAUCAUGUUGUUCUUGAGAUGGUUAGGUCAAAGUUGUCACGACAACCCAGAGGAUGCAGCCCAAACAGGUAUGGGGUGGUGGUUAGAUAGGCAACCAAGGCUUUUCAGGAUCUUUGGCUAAAUCCUCAGGGACAGCAAAUUAUUCUCUGGAUGGAGUGGCUGUAGUGUGGGCAAUCUCUCUGUGGUUCAGAGCAAGAACAAGGGUAUCGAUUAUAACCUCUAGCCCAGCUAGCAGCUCAAUGCCAGGCCGAGGACGGAACCGAUCAAGGUCUGGACAGAAUGUGAGGGAUUACCAAGAAUGUCCCUCAUAGCUUAGGCCAGUCUCACUUCUUCCCCCUUGGUAUUCCAAAUAAGUAUGGCAUGAAAGGUCACCCACCACGAGCUUUAUCCUGAGAGAUGUCCUCUAAGAGCUUCAGGGAAGCUGACCUCUGACCUCUACCACCCCAAGAAAAAAGUCCUUGGGACAUUUUGUGCUAAUUGUCAACUUGACACAAUCUAGAAUCAGCUGGGGAUCAUGUCUACAGGAGAGGAUCUCGAUCAGGUGAGUUGCCAUGGGAACUCUGCCUGCUGUAUGUGGUACCCAUUCCUUGAGAUGGGUACUAAACUGCAUGGAAAAAGGUUAGCGGAGAAGCAGCCAGUGUGUAUUUAUCCCUUUCUGCUUCUUGAUUGUUGCUGUAAUAUCUGCAAGGUCACCACCCUGAUAAACUGUGACCUCAAACUCUAAAACUCUGAGCUCAAAUAAACCCUGUGUCCCUUGAGCUUCUUCUGUCAUGACAUUUCAUCCCAGCAAAGGAAAAGCGACCCUCCUAGUCAGUCAGCUUGACACAGCCUAGAGUUGUCUGAGACGAGGUGGAAUUAUUAUAAGAGCCAGAGGGUACAGAUGUCUCCAAGGAAUCCACGCCUUUCAGGCACAAUAGGAGAGAUGCUCACGUGAGCUCAGACUGUAGAGCAAGCCCGAGACUUGCAUAGGGGCAGAAGGGGAAGGACACAAGCUUCCUCCCCUAACCAAUUAGCUCUCUAAGGAAGACACUAGCUGCAGUAGAUUUCCUGCUGGCAAAGGGGACAUGGCUUUUCUCUAAUGGAUUGUCACUGGGUCCUGUGUCUAUCAACUGCACCUCAGGGCAGGUCCCGUGCCCAGGAGCAGCUGGCCAGCACAAGUGAACUGGGUAGGAGUUUUGUUGGGUUUUUGUUUCAGUAUUCUGUGUUCUUACAUUUUCUUUUUCUUAUUAGUCUUUUACUUGCUGUUAU